Messenger RNA from Arachis ipaensis, 1374 nucleotides. The record is from RefSeq and is a predicted model, not a curated record. Lineage: Eukaryota; Viridiplantae; Streptophyta; Magnoliopsida; Fabales; Fabaceae.
AUGGCUAGCGCGAACAACGCAGCUGGGAGCUCUAACAACCCACGAUCAUUUGGAAGCAUCAUGAGGAGAAUGAAUAGAAACAGAGAUGCACGUCUGCCAGAAUGGUGUGAGUGCGGGUUGAGACCAGGUGCAGACUGCAGAGCUGCUAAUGAGGAUGCUGCUGUUGCUGCAGAGGCUGCUACUGCCCAACCCCUUGCUGCUAAUGGUGGUAAAGCCACCCUUGUCCCACAACCCCCACCGAAAUUCAGCUUGAACUCACGUGUCACCGAGUCCAAGUCAGCUUUUCGAUUGCGCCAGCUGGACGAAGUUAGCCGGAAGGACGAGUCUGAGUUCCGGAGUGCAACUUCAGGGAUGAAUAUGACCAAAGAAGUUUGCUAUGUUCAUCAAUUCUUUUCAAAACUUACACUAAUUAUGAAUAUUGUGACUAUUUCUCCUAAACGUCAUGAUCAGUUAAGGGUUGCUCAAGCAAAUAAUGUUGCAAACUUAAUUGCCAAUGAUCAAAUUGUGACAGAUAUCGAUCAAAGUGAAAUUAGUCUUCUAACGAGAUUAUUUGGCAGGGAUUAUGAUAUUGAAAGUGAAAGACAAAAAGGUGUGGAAGAAUUCUAUAGAUUACAACACAUUAAUCAGACAUAUGACUUUGUAAAGAAAAUGAGGGAGCACUAUAAGAAAUUGGACAAAGCAGAAAUGAACAUAUGGGAAUGUUGUGAGCUGCUUAAUGAAGUAGUGGAUGAUAGUGAUCCUGAUUUGGAUGAACCUCAAAUUCAACAUUUAUUACAAACUGCAGAAGCCAUUAGAAAAGAUUAUCCUAACGAAGAUUGGUUACAUUUGACUGCUCUCAUCCAUGAUCUCGGAAAGAUUCUUCACCUUCCUCAAUUCGGUGAACUUCCUCAAUGGGCUGUUGUUGGAGAUACCUUUCCUGUUGGUUGUGCCUUUGAUGAAAAAAAUGUUCACCACAAGUAUUUCAAGGAAAACCCAGAUAGCAAAAAUCCUGCUUAUAACACUAAAGAUGGAGUCUAUAGUAAAGGGUGUGGAUUAGACAAUGUACUCAUGUCAUGGGGACAUGAUGACUAUAUGUAUAUGGUAGCAAAGGAAAAUGGAACCACUUUACCUUCACCUGGCUUAUUCAUUAUUAGAUAUCACUCAUUUUAUCCUUUGCAUAAGGAGGGAGCAUAUACUCAUCUCAUGAGUGAAGAAGAUUUUGAGAACUUAAAGUGGCUUCACAUUUUCAAUAAAUAUGAUCUCUAUAGCAAAAGCAAAGUUUUGGUGGACGUUAAAAAAGUAAAGCCAUACUAUCAAUCACUUAUUGACAAGUAUUUUCCAGCAAAGCUUUAUUUAAUCCAAAAUAAAUUGACAAUAAUAUUUUUUUCAAUUUAA